GACUUCUUAGUCAACUUAGUGUACAGGAAAUCAAAUGUCUAUUUAGAUUACAUUAGACUCAUGAUUUGAGUCUGGUUGUACAGCAUUUAACAAGAUACAGAGAAGCUUAUUCAAACUUAUUGCUAGAUUUGUCAGUGCUAAUGUAGGUCUAGUCUAGUGAAGCUCAAAAUUUACCAUGGAAAAUGGUAGAACUAGAUCUAAAGCUGAAACGGAAUAUUCUCAGUUUAUUAAUUUUUUUUGUGACCACUCUUCCGAAGAGAACGAUGAUGGCCCUAUUGUGUUAUAUUCCCCUUACCUUGUACUCAGUGAACUUGAAGGAGAAUGUUUAGAAUGGAUACGACGAUAUUUAGCAAUGCACAACUGUCCCAGAUCUCUGUUGUCUCAACUUAUGAGAGCUGUUUUUACAAGAUUUCAAGACAAAGUCAAAUUAUCUGAUUACUAUGUGGAGAUGGAAGCUCAACAAACAAACUACAAUACCGAUGGUGGAACUGAUGAAGAUAAAAAUGUACAACCACAACUAGACGCUGCAAAAUUGUUGGGUAAAGUCCUGUCUGAAGUAAAGGAAACUCUCUUGUCAUGGAAACAUUCUCCACCAACCUACACCGGCAACUUGUCCGAUUUUCUGGUCAGCUCAUAUGCUAUUAAAAACACAAGACGUAAAAUGGAAGAUAAGCAUGUUCUCAUCACUGAUCUAAACACCCUUUAUGGUUUAAAUAACUGCCCCCCUCAGUCAUACUUUGCUAUAUUUGAUGGUCAUGGUGGUUCAGAGGCUGCCACAUAUGCUGCAACCCAUCUUCAUGGCCACUUAGUAACAGACCAUAACUUUGCUUGUGACCCAGGCCUAGCCAUGAAACAAGCCUACAAGACCACAGACUAUUCAUUUGUACAGAAGGCUAAAAGAGAAGAUCUACGCAGUGGAACAACGGGUAUAUCUGUAUUGAUACGAGGGUCAGAUGUCCAUCUAGGAUGGUUGGGAGAUUCACAGGCUAUUAUUGUUCAAAGUGGGAAACCAGUGAAGAUUAUGGAGCCCCAUAAACCUGAAAGAGAGGAUGAAAAAAGAAGAAUUGAAGCUCUGGGGGGCUGUGUUUUGUUUAUUGGUACGUGGAGAGUCAAUGGAAAUAUAGCAGUCUCUAGGGCAAUUGGCGAUAUAACACAUAAACCUUUUAUCUCAAGUGAUGCAGAUGUCGCCAGUUUUCAACUGACUACACAAGAUGAGUAUAUUGUCAUUGCUUGUGAUGGAUUGUGGGAUGUAUUAGAUCCCUCGCAGGUCACACAUUUGGUCUAUGAUCAUGUGCAGUCUUCAUCUGAUGACAUUGUUGGAGUGGCCAACAUCUUAGUAAAUGCAGCAAAAGACAAAGGCUCAUCAGAUAACAUUUCUGUUAUAGUGGUGUUUUUUAAGACAGCGCUGGCUGAUCCAAAUAACACACAUUUACCUCUGGGGCUUAAUGAGCUUAGAGACACAUUGCCCACAUCAGCUCCUGAAAGGAUUGACACACUGCCCACAUCAGCUCCUGAAAUGAGAGGCACAUUGCCCUCAUCAGCUUGUAAUUCAUCUUCAGCAGCCAAUGACAAAUCAAACAUGCAGACAAAAGGCUCUUCUGCGUCUUCUAUAUCCCUGGAAUCUUCUUUAGGGCUGUCCAAUCAUUCAUCGCAAGUUCUGGCAUCACAAAGUCACAUAAAGUUAGGAAGAGUAACCAGUUGCCAUAAAGUCAAGUUGAAGUCAUGAAGUCAUUGCUUCCAACCUCAAUGAGUAACUCUUUCAUAUAUCUAUUGGUGCUUCAUAUACAGUCAAUUUUGUAUUUUAUUUUUGUAUUCAAAAUAACUUUGAAAUGUAUUCCAGUGAUUCCCAAAUUUGUUUUUAAUAACACAGUAUUUGUUCAGAUUUGACUUUUUAGAAUGUCAAUUAAAAGUCUGAAGUGGGGAAAAAAAGGUUAAUAACGGCUUGGUACUUAAUGGCAGAUUUUUUUGUCUAAAUUAUUUUACCUAUUAUACCAAGCAGUCUACUCAUUGUAAUUUAUCAUUGAUUUUUUGGUGAAGCUUUAGCUAAGACACCCUUAUUGGAUUUUGUAUUGUAGUAAAGAAAAAUAGAAUUUUCAAAUCUUUGUCUUCUAUUUGUUCAUUCAUCAUGGCCUGAGACUAGUGUCUGCCAUGAAGCUGAUUCCACAAAGUCUCACUCACAUCUUGGUAGAAAGUUCAGGAGUAUUUUUCUCCAACAACUCAUUCUGUAAUAGUGCUAUCAACAAAACAGAGGCACUUCCUGUAGGCUUUUAAAAUAGAAGCGGACCAUUUCUCUGUAAAUAAAGAACUGUUCCCUGGCUUUUCUAAUCAAGACUGCAUGAUGUGUCUUCUUUGAUUAAAAUUUUCUGCCAUUCAACUUUGGUGCUGUUUUUCUUCCCCUGUAAGUGUGGAGAUGGUGAGUUGAGUUUUCUUGUUUUUUUAAACCUUUUAUUCCUACAUAGGAUGAUAUUCAUUAAAGCUAAAGCUGAUUGCUAGGACAAAGCUUUCUUCAAGUUAAUAGGAGCACGUGAGCUUGACUUCAUUGUUUGGAGAGCACAGUAGUAGAUUAAACUCACAUUUAGCUUCUAUGCACUGUACUCGUUUCAUUUCCACGUACACUUUUUUUGCUUAUAUUUACACUAAUAAACAUGAAAUAUCUGUAUUGGGGAUCAUGUUUUUGUUUCUAGACUUUCAAAAGCUCUUGUGGCCUUGAGGAUGCUCUAAACUUGUAUGUUUCUUGACAUGCCAUAUACAUUAGAUUUCCCCUGGUCUCUUUUCUACUUACAUCUACUACUGAAGCAAUAAAAUGUGACACACACACACACACACAAAACAAUCAAAAUUUCAACCCAAAAAAAAUUGAAUCAAAGAAGUUCUUUGCGUGCAUGUAAUCAAAUUAAAAACUGAAUGAAACAUAUGUCAACAGUGAACAAGAAGACUAAGGGAAGUUUGUGUUACACAUUAAACUUUGGGCAGCCCCCAUGAGUGAUCCUACUCUCACAUCACAUUACACCCACCAUGGCAAAUCUAGAUCAUAUUUACCCAAUUCUCCUUGAUUUCACAAAUCUAAAACUGUUAUAAUCAUUAACAUAUUUAGGAGGAGACUAAUCAGUGUCCAUUUCUCUUUGAAGUUGCUGAUGAACUGCCUUAUUCAUAUUGCUUUGAAAAUAUUUUUUUUGUAUAUGUAUAUACCAGAUGCAUACUUGAUUUCAAAAACGAAAGGGCAUAAUUUUGUGUGACCACUAGAAACUAUUGUUACUAUUAGCACAAUGAUGUUUAAAUGUAAUUGAAUCUACAUUUGUAGGGAAUGUAAAAAUAAAUAAGACUGUGUGUAAAAUAAACCAUAAUUUUUUAUUUCAAAAGUAAAAGCAUAUAUUUUUGGAGAAUCCUCUUAAGUCUAUUUAGAGCUUGAUGAUGGAUUGCCAAUAAAGCCGGUAGACUUUUAGAAAAGACCAUGGGAAUUUUGAACAGCAUUUUGACUCCUUGAAAUUGUUUAUAUGUUGUUGCAUACAAUAUAUAAAUAUACCUACAAGUAUGUUUUUAGAAAUUCAAAAAUAGUGCUUGCACUUAUGUUUUGUAUUCUCUUUUGAAAUAACAUCUGUAAUUAGUAGGAUAACCUUAUUAGUGAAGGUGAUUUUGUUAUUUGAGUUUUUUCAGAUCCAAACAAGUAAAGAAAACUGCACAAGAACAAGUGCCAUUUUACAAAGCUAAGAAAUAAACAUUUACUUGCUAGCUUUUUUAAAACGAUGUUUACUUUGUAUAACUGUUCUCAGAUUAAAACUACCUAAACGCUUAAGUUCAAUUCUCAAAUUGUUCUUUUGCCUGCUGACAACAUAGAACCAUUACAGUUUAAAUAUAACCAAAUAUACUAAUUAAGUGAAUAUAGAAAAUAAAUAAUAAGAAUGAGUUUUGACAAUCUAAGUAUUGAGCACACACACUUAUUGUUUUAUUUUUUUUUUAUCAUCCCCUUAAAUAAACAUUUUGGGAGCCACUGGUGAUAUGUAAAAAAAAAAAUGUAUAAACUUAAUGUAUUUAGGGCCUCUCUAUUUAGGUCCAAUUUUUUACUGUUUAUAUUGCUAUGAAGUUUUUUUUGUUUUUGUUUUUUUUUUUCCAGUCAAAUGUUUUUCUGAUCAUUAUUUAGAAUAUAUGUUGAGUAUGCAACACCACAUGUGUUCAGUUGUCAAUUGAAAAGAUUAGAUUAAGAUGUGUUUAACAUUAUAUGAAGUUUUGUUUAGACAACACGUUGAAAUGAAUCAAAAUAAUUGUAUUAAAUCAUUCUAGCAUUAAUGUUUUAAUGCAGUAAUAUUAAAGUCCUGGCCUGUACUAUGAUGGGGAAGAUAAACUUACUAAAGGAAGAAUUGUAUAAAUCUAUUUAGUUGUAGUCUAUUUAUAGUAGUGGAGCUGAAACAAUCUAGAUUAGCCAGUACCCUAGGGGAAGAGUUUCAUUCAGAAUUCACAGACCUACAUGUGUUUCAAACUUUAGCCAGUACCCUAGGGGAAGAGCUUCCUUGGCCCAUUCAGAAUUCACAGACCUACAUGUGUUUGAGACUUUAGCCAGUACCCUAGGGGAAGAGCUUCAUUCAGAAUUCACAGACCUACAUGUGUUUGAGACUUUAGCCAGUACCCUAGGGGAAGAGCUUCCUUGGCCCAUUCAGAAUUCACAGACCUACAUGUGUUUGAGACUUUAGCCAGUACCCUAGGGGAAGAGCUUCAUUCAGAAUUCACAGACCUACAAGUGUUUGAGACUUUAGCCAGUACCCUAGGGGAAGAGCUUCAUUCAGAAUUCACAGACCUACAUGUUUCAGACUAACAAAGCAACAAAUAUGUUUCUGAAUUAUGUAAAAAAAAAUAUAUUUAUUUUAACAAUUGUUUAUUCUAAAUUUAAAAAAAAAACAACCAAGUUUUGGCAUUUGAUAAAUGUUUAAAAUUAUCAUUUUUUAAAAUACCCAGAUUGGUAGUACCUCAUUAUCUGUUAAGUAAGCGUAUAGAAACAUUCCUGUAAAUUCAAUGCACAAUACAUAAUGAUAGAUUUUAUAUAAUUAAACUAUGCCUAGACCAUUCAAUUGCAAUAUAAAGUCGUCAGCAAUAUUUGUUCACCUAUUAACCAAAAAAUAUUUUCAUGGGAAUAGCUGUAAACUUUGUACCUGUAAAAAAAAAAAUUACUUAGUGGCAUGCAGAUUGAGUCUGGCACUUAUAAUCUCUUCUUGUUUUUUUUUUUUUUUUUUUUUUUUUUUUAAUUAGAUAUUCAUAAUCAAUAAUUUGUCUUUGAUUUUGAAUGUAUGAAAAUUGAUUUGAAAUUGGAAAGUUUAUUUUUACCAUGAUAUAGGUAAAGCUCCAGCUCUGGAUUUUUAUUUCACAGAAAACGGAGGCUUUAAUAACAUUAACAUAAAAGCCUCAAAUCUACUGAAAUCUUAACAUUAAUUUUCAUUUUGUGUGUGUGUGUGUGUGUGAAAUGUUUAUGACUAUGUUUUCAAUAUUGAUCAGAAAAAACAUUUGACAUAAUUCCCUUAAAACUUACAAUGUAUCUAUCCAAUGAUAGUAUCCUAUGAUAAUAUUUGAAGCUGUAUUGUGUGAAAGUCUCUUAUGUUGUUGCACCAAAUGCUAGAAUGAUAUUUAUCUGAUUGUGUGUGUUCUAUGAUAAUUUUGUGAAACUAAGCAAACUUUACAGCUACCUUCAUCAAUUAAAAUGUGUUGAUCAUUUUUUUUUUUUAAUAGUGAAAUCCAAAAUACUAUUAAAAAAAAUCAAAAGCAGUUUUUAGAAACAAAUGACUAAAGCUAGAGUUUUAAAUACAAAAAUGCAAUAGAAAUCAUGUAGAGUUAAUAUUCAAUUAUAUGGAUGGCUGCCUGGUCGUGCGGUUUGCACGCUGGACUGUCGUUCAGAUUUAUCGAUGGUCCCGGGUUCAAACCCUGCCCGCUCCCAUCCCCCGCCGUCCUGCGGGAGGUUUGGACUAGGAAGUAAACUAUCUUCAACUCUGGAGGAACAUCCGAAACAUGUCAAAACAUUUUACAAACAUUUUAUAUAUUUUUUUUCAAAGCAAUACUUCACCAAUCUCAGGGUGUUAUUUUGUCAUGUUUGUUUUGCAAAACGAAUUUAAAAAUAAAAGAUGAAUUACUGUUGAAGGCAUCAGAAAACUGUGGUAUGACUAAUCUCUAUAAAUAUAACAGCCUUUAUCAUGACCUCACUCUCUACAGAAUAUUUCUUCCCUGUAGCAAGAUUAGACAACAUCUAUAUUAUUAUUAAUAAGUGACAUUGUUAGCAAUAUAAUUAUAAAUUAUGCUUUAAAGGCAAAGACUGCUUUAAUUGAUCCUUUUGUGAGCUAAGCACUUAUUGCAAAAUUUUCAUCAAAUAUUUAUUAUGAAAAUUCUUGGGAUUGUAUAAGCUUUGGUUUAGGUAAAACUGAAGGAAUGCUAAAAAAUAAUUAGAAUAAAAUAGGUACAUUUUGUUUUUUUUUCAUUAAACAGGUAGAAUGAACCAUUUGGAAUUUCCUACCAGAGUUAAGCAUAAGUCAACUUUUUCAGUGCGACAGAUCUAGACCAUUGCUAUCAAUUGUUUUUGUUAAUUUAUUGUCCUACGUUAUGUUUGAAUAAAGGGAUGUAGACAAAUAUUUUGUUGUUGCAUGGAUCAAUCAAAUUAUCUUAUCCUACCAUAUCUGUUAUACUGUGUAUCAACACUCAGUUUUUUAGUCUUUCUUGUUGUAUUGAUUCCAUUUCAGUGUACUUAUGGCAGCCUUUGAAGAUACUAUUUGAUAUUCAUAUAUAGGUCAGCAUUGAAAUUCUCUUAUAUAAUGUUUCACUUUUUUUAAAAUCAGUUCUCAUGUAAUUUAGAACAUUGAAGUUGAUUAAGGAUACCUAUGCUAUAGAAGUAAUUUUGAAUAGAUGUGUUGGUCAGCAUUGUAAAUGUAUGGAAGAUAUUGUUGUUUAUAGGGGUUCAGUGUCAUGGACUAUGUAUUCUUAAAAAGCAAAAAAAAAUAAAUAAUUUUGCUGCCAAGAUAUAAAGUUGAUUUAACAAUUUAAAAUAGAUUGGACCCAUUGAGUUAGGUUCAUAGGGCAGAAAAUAGGAAAGUGAAAGCAAAGGCUGUUAACAAAUAACAUGACAUUGCACCUUCUUAGAAGACCUAAAAUCAGUGGGCACCAGUUUAGAAGAGGCUGUGGAAGUCUCCCUAUGUCUGAUCUAUGUGGGGAGAGCUUACCACCCUAUAUGCAAAAUGGCGAUGGAGGACCUAAGUCUAGUAGAUACAUAAACUCAGUAAAAAUGUAUAAUAGUGUAAUUAAAGUACUAUCAGUUAACUCUUUUAUGUUCCACCUAUACAGACAGUUCUUAAUGUUUUUGUCAACAGUACAAUGUACUGAAGUGUUGGUGUUUUGUUAUUGUUCCCUGUUCUGCAAGCGAAAUGUUUUUGUUAGCGAGAACCAGCAAUUUAAGAAACCAGAUAACCUCAUAUUGAUAUGUUCUAUAUUAUCUCUUAUAUAUAUUUUUUUUUUUACAAUAAAAUAGUUUGGAAUGUUUCCAAUGUCUUGAAAUAACAAUACUCAUAAAAAAUGUUAUUGAUUAAAUUGUUAAUUUUU
This is a messenger RNA of Biomphalaria glabrata, 7563 nucleotides long. Its product is annotated as protein phosphatase 1E-like. Gene Ontology annotation, molecular function: protein serine/threonine phosphatase activity; cation binding. Bases 176 to 1726 code for a protein of 516 amino acids. Lineage: Eukaryota; Metazoa; Mollusca; Gastropoda; Planorbidae. The transcript has 8 exons. Gene Ontology annotation, biological process: negative regulation of protein kinase activity; protein dephosphorylation. The record is from RefSeq and is a predicted model, not a curated record.